Molecule: messenger RNA, 3014 nt
Organism: Phasianus colchicus (ring-necked pheasant)
Lineage: Eukaryota; Metazoa; Chordata; Aves; Galliformes; Phasianidae
Source: RefSeq, a predicted model, not a curated record
CCACCGUCUCUUGCUUCCAAUAACAAAAGCAUUGAGUUCACCUGCUGGUGGUGUGCAACCUCAGGCAAUUCUUUGCUUUGAGUCAUCCAUCGGGGAUGCUGGACACACAGCCAGCCUCAGGAUGCAAAACACUGCAGUGUUUGUCUCCAGCACACACUGAUGGUGCAAUCCAUCCUGCUUUCACUUAAGUCCUGAGAGCCACAAAGAUGUCUUCUAUUGGUGGGGGAGGCUCUUCUAAGCAUAACUGGGAAGGAGAGGUCGUGGGGAGCACGAUGGAGGUUGUUGUGCAGUGAUGUGGGAAGGCUGCUGUGGGCAACUUGUGCCACUGACUCACUGCUCCAUGUUUCAGGUAACUCCAAAGGCUGGAAGAUGCUGGAUAAGGCCACCCUGUUCCUGUUCCUGCAUUUAGUUGCAAGCUCCAUCUCCUUUCCUCUCUACCCAGCUCUCAGGUACAGCCCAGGACCUGUUACUGGCAAGUCUGUGAACUUCCAUCUCCUGGACCACAGCCUGCUGCAGAGCCACAGUCCUUCAGCAGAGGAACAGGAUGAGGAGGGUUUGUUAACAGACCCCGCUGAGAAAAGGAUGCGGCGCCAUGCUGAUGCCAUAUUCACCGACAACUACCGCAAAUUCCUGGGGCAGAUUUCUGCCCGCAAAUUCUUACAGACCAUCAUUGGCAAGCGACUCAGAAACAGUGAGAGCAGUCCAGAAGAAGGGGUGCAUGAGCUCCUGACAAGGCGCCAGACAGACAGCAUCCUGAUGGACAGCCGCUACCACCAGCAGAUGGUACUGAGGGACUUCUUGGGAGCCAUGCUGCAGCAUCAAAGGCCUCAGGAUGUGACCAACAGUCGGUUAGAGGGGUUUCCCAGCACCCUGGCUAAGUUCAUGUAAAUAUUUUUCCCUUUUUCGUCUCCCCAUGCUCUGGUGAGUACCAUCCCCUGUGCAAUUCUGUAAGCACAGCACCCAGCACGUGGCUGGAAGGUUCUGCCUUGGCAAAGUCAGCUGCCACUGCUGUUCACAAAGGACAGAGCAUCUGUUGCAAUUUCAGGGGAAAAAACUCCCAAUGAGUUUUGUUAAAUAUCAAAAGAGCCAUUAGUCUGAACAGACACCAUGAGUGCUGUGAAGACCUAGGCACAUGUUUCCCCAGAAUGCCGCCUGGUCUGACUGCUCCAGCACUAACCCACAGGCACAGCUCUUACUGCAGAUCUAUCAGCAAACCCAGCAGAACUCCAGUGCCCACUGGUGCAGCUGGGAACAGGCUCACAGCAGCCAUAAGCAACCUCAUAAAGCUGAGGCAUUGAGAAUCAAAGCCAGGGUAGAAGCAAACAAAAUUCUCCCAGGGAGCAGAACCUACCUUUAGAUGUCCAUUCCCUCUCGGUGCACUGAAUGGGAAAUGAAACCUCACAAUGUUCUGUGCUCCCCAGUCCUAAAAUUAGUCAGCUGAAACUCGAAAUAUGCUCUAAACCUUGACAGCCUUGUGGGACUGAGUGUCCCCAGAUAGGCCAUUGCUGCUAUCACCUUCAUUCACACAAACGUGUUCUCCUUUAUGCAGCAAUCCCAUCUUAUUCCUCUGUCUCAGAAAUUAAGCCUGCCUCACCAUAGUCAGCAUAUGAAACAGUGUGAAGAGAGCUGUGCAAAUAUUAUGCAGAGCAGGGCUGUGGGUAGCAGGGAAAGAUCAGAAUGGUACAAAAGAAAUGAUGCCUAUGGAUACAGGUGGAAAGCAUGACAUUGUGGCAUCUUGCUUACCAUGCCUGUGUUGGUGGUUCUUCCCACAAGUAACAUGAGCCAAAAAAAUACUCAAAAAAGGGGGAAAAAAAAGUCUGCAUGUGUUCAAUAGCUUUUUCUUAAUUCUCUUUACCUCCUGCUUCUGUCCAGAAUGAUUCAGAGCUCGUGGAUCUAACUGUACAGUAAGCCAUUCACAGCAAUGAAGACAUUCCUGGAGGUGACCAGCUGGAGACUGAUGCAUACACUCCUCAAAUCUGCUGAAAGGAAUGCAGUUCUGAUGCACUACUUCAUUUACUUCAGUCUUUACUAUUUAAUUCCCCUCUCUAAACACUGGUUUGUGUAGUGAAUCAGAAAAAAACCCACCAAACCUCUGUGGUUUAACCUCAGGCUGCUAAAAUAACCAGCACACUUGUAAUCCUGGAGACGUUAAUGACUAAUUAAAGUUUUCAGAUCAUGAAGUGUAGCAAAAUUUCUGCCAAAUCAUCAGUCUGUUUGAGGGCCCAAUUAAUAUACACAAGGCCACCAAAAAGCACCUUUGGGCAAUUCAGUGAACUGAUUACAGCCUCCUCUAAACAGAUGCUGAUGGCACAACCACCCACAGUUCAGCACAGGGUGAGGUCAGACAUGAAUCCACACGUUUGCCACCCAUCACAAAAUCUGCUGUGGGCUGUUGGCUCCUUGAUUGAGCCUUGGCAGCAAAACUGAGCAUACAAAGCUCGUUAUAAGCAGUUACUGAUCAGCCUCAAGGUGUUUAAACCAAAGCUACAGCUUUGCUCUGCAAGAGUUAAGAGAUCUUUAUGCAUCAGAUUGGGCUGACACUGUUUUAAUUCCAUGUGCCAUGGAGUAGCUCUGAACUCCACCAUGGCUAUAGGGUUACAGCAGUAAUGUUUGCACUAUCACAAGUUAUUAGGACAGUAAUCUCUCACACAGCGACUUCCUUCCCUGUCACCUGAAUUCUACUGUUUGUGUAAUAUUUACGUCUUCUGAAAUGUAAAUAAUGUCAGGAUGGGGUCUGCACCCCCAUCAUUAGCAGGGAAUAAAAGUUGUUCUAAAUAAACCUGUUCAACAGCAGGUCAAGAUGGCUCUUUGUCUGUUGAAACACUAACUUUUUGAUUCUGGGCACACAAUGGAAGAUAGCACUCAAGGAGAGCUGGCAGGAGCACUGAAUACAGCUCAGAACUGUGCUCACAGAGGAUCAGUGCCAACCACUCAGGACCAGGCUGGAAAUACACCUGCACACAAACACACAGGGGCCUCUUAAAGCAUCCUCCUUGCACCAGAACAAUUCCUUG